Anisakis simplex (herring worm) is the source of this 216-nucleotide messenger RNA. The record is from the annotation of a GenBank genome assembly. NCBI's taxonomy places the organism in Eukaryota, Metazoa, Nematoda, Chromadorea, Rhabditida, Anisakidae.
AUGACUGUUGACAAAUCAUCGAUAGCGGUGAGCGAUUCAUCGAUGAAAAUCGUCGAUCCAGAGCAGAAAGACUAUCAUCCUGGUAAAGAAAAAGGUCUUGGUUGGUUCAUCACUGGACUGUUCGUCAUCGGCGACAUCGCUGGUGGUGGCAUUAUCGCACUACCCGCUGCACUCAUACAAAUGGGUAAGGCGCCGCCGCCCGUUGUUUGUGUAUGA